AUUGCAUCGUCUGUGGACCUAUUUGGGCGGUAAGCAAAUUGGAGUGGGUCUAGGGUGUCAGGUAGGGUGGAGGUGAUAUGGUCCUUGACUAGUGUUAUUCAUUUUUUUUACGAUUAAAGUAUUUUACCUGUGUAAUCUAGUAUUUAUUUCAUAAACCUUCCUUGAAAAAAAUUGUACGGUGGGUGUGUCAGUCUUGACGCACUUUUUGCGUCGCUAGAAUCUGAUUGGCACCUCACAUUCGACUCCUACGUGAGCCACCUCUCACCGGUUCCGGGGACCAGCAACGGAGUUUGUUCCUGGAGCUGCCUGUGUUUUGAAAGGAUAUCGAAAACACAUGUUGUUUUGUGUCAAAAACGUAAUUAUUGAUUAAAUAUCAAAACAUGGCGGUGAACACAGGCACAUCCCUGGUUCUGUCCAGUCUGUUCUCUGUGUUGGUGUUUGCUGGGAUGCAGAUGUUCAGCAGACAGCUGGGCUCUACAGAGUUGCUCACCAUCCUGGGAGGCUUCCUGGGCUCUGUCCUCUUCAUCUGCUCCCUCACAGCCUUCAAUAACCUGGAAAACCUCAUUUUCGGCAAGGGAUUCCAGGUCAAGAUCUUCCCAGAGAUCCUGGUGUGCCUGUGCCUCUCUCUGUUUGCCUCUGGGCUGGUGCACCGUGUGUGUGUCACCACAUGUCUGAUAUUCUCUCUGUUCGCCCUCUACUACAUCAACAAAGUGUCUGCUGCUCUGUACCAGGCAGCCGUUCCCACGGUAAUGCCAGCCAAGGCUGCCAGCAAGAGCAAGAAAAAGAACUAAGUCACUAAUUAGAUCAAACUUUCAUACCGUCAUCCAAUCAGCAUCCACUACAACGGCUAACCAGGCAAGGGAGAAAUGGUGUAGGUUAGCCAAUGACAGUGUACCCCAGUUUCCUUUUUGUAGGUCGUGCCAACCAGC
This is a messenger RNA of Oncorhynchus gorbuscha (pink salmon), 929 nucleotides long. Its product is annotated as keratinocyte-associated protein 2-like. NCBI's taxonomy places the organism in Eukaryota, Metazoa, Chordata, Actinopteri, Salmoniformes, Salmonidae. Bases 381 to 791 code for a protein of 136 amino acids. The transcript has 5 exons. The record is from RefSeq and is a predicted model, not a curated record.